Messenger RNA from Cinara cedri, 2348 nucleotides. NCBI's taxonomy places the organism in Eukaryota, Metazoa, Arthropoda, Insecta, Hemiptera, Aphididae. The record is from the annotation of a GenBank genome assembly.
AUGGCUACACUUGUUGUUGCCCUCAGUCGGAUCCUAGGGCUCAUAUCGUGCCCCAUCAUCAUAGGCGCUGAUGCAAAUGCAUUCUCGACGAUGUGGUUUAGCCGUUUCACCGAUCACCGUGGUCGUCUGGUCGAGCAGUUGAUCGACUCCAAGGGGCUGGUUUGCGUCAACAAGCGCUCUCCGCACACGUCUUUCAAUGGUCGUAGGGGCCGUACAAACAUUGAUAUCUCCCUAUGCUCUGUCGGUAUUGCGGAUGAGAUUGUAGACUGGGAGGUCAUCCCCGAUGUCACGUCAAGCGAUCAUAAUGUAAUUCGUUUUGCUUUCGGUUAUAGCAGGCCCCCUUUUGUCGCCAAACCUUCUAGGUUUGAUACUCGUCGAGCUGACUGGACUGCAUUCAAUGCCUUCCUGGCUACUGUCUCCCUGCCGGCCGUCCAGGAUCCCAAUGCCCUUGCGCUGGCCGUCGCUUCGACCAUUUCGGCAGCAGCUGCUCACGCUAUCCCGGUCUCUCCCGAGCGUUCCACUCUUAAACCUCCAUGGUGGAACGCCGACGUUCAUCUUGCUAGGCGUCUGUUAAAGGUCGCCGCUCGGCGUCUUAGGCUCGACGGCCCAGACGGUUUGCCUCGCUACCGUGCUGCUAGGAACGCCUAUACGGCCACCCUUCGGAGGGCUAAGACCGACUCUUGGAGGGCGUUUUGCACUAUCCAUGGAGCCUCUCCAUGGGGCAAGCUGUACAAAUGGCUGAAGAAGGGCCCCCGGCCAACCGAAUUGCCUCCUUCCCUUAGACGUCCGGAUGGCUCAUUCACUGGUAGUGUUGCGGAAACCCUUGAUACACUCGUUCGGGUCCUUAUACCUAGUUCCGUUGACGAUUCUCCCCUACCCCCUGUCGCCUUUUUCCCUCCUCCUCACCCCAUCUCCGAGGAUAUCAUCAAAAGCAAGAUUUGGAGGAUCUCACCCAACAAAGCACCCGGGCUCGAUCGAAUAACCGGUUGCGUUUUGCGUCAGGCUUGGCCCUCAAUGAAAGACCAUAUCGUUCGCCUUUUCAAUGAGUGCCUCAAGUUAGGCCACUUUCCUUCGGCCUGGAAGACUGCCGAUGUCGUUGUCAUUAAAAAGGGCCCAGACAGGGACCCUUGUCUCCCCGGCUCUUACCGUCCAAUUAGCCUUCUACCAACCUUGGGGAAAGCCUUCGAGCAUGUUAUCCUGGAUUCAAUUUUAAUGGACAUUAGCCCGCACCUUACUGGCCUGCAAUACGGCUUCACCCGUGGCAAAUCCACCUCCGACGCCAUCAAUGACCUGUUGUUGUGGGCUUCCGGCAGGCUCGAGAAGCAUGUUCUGGCGGUGAUUAUGGACAUCUCGGGGGCCUUCGACAACAUCAGUUGGUCCUCCUUAAUCGAAGACCUGGCCCAGCUUGGCGCUUCCCCACUGUCCCUUGCCCUUGUUCGGAGUUACCUAGCUGGUAGGACGGCCUCCUUCACCUAUGGUGGCCUCCGUUCUUUGAUCAGUCUAACUAGAGGAUGUCCUCAAGGAUCGAUCCUCGGCCCUGUUCUUUGGAACGUAACCAUGGAGGACCUCUUGAGGAGGCCCGUUCCGCCCUUCGCGCGAAUUCAAGCAUACGCCGACGACGUUGCUGUCGUCGUUUCCGCCAGCACUAGGGCCCAGCUCAUCCAGCGGGCGUCCGCCAUCCUUGACCUCCCCCUUUCCUGGGGCUCGGUCAGAGGUCUCACUUUCUCGGCUGCCAAAUCAAAGGCCGUUGUCCUUAAGGGUGGCCUGUCCCCCGGGUUCACCAUUCCUUUUGGUGAAAGCAGAAUCGUGUCGGUCCAAUCGGCCAAAUUCCUUGGCCUCCGUAUUGGUCACGACUCCACUUUCCGCAGCCAUAUUACUGAGGUCUGCAGCAAAAGCCAGGACCUCUUCUCUCGACUGAGGGGCGUCUUUGGGCAUGACUGGGGUCCCUCUUGGAGGAACACCAACCUCCUCUACGAUGCAGUUUUUAUCCCUCGCAUCGCCUAUGCCGUGAGGUUCUGGUACACGGCUACUCUCCCUGUCGUAGUUAGGAAUAAGCUGACGUCUUUGCAGCGCCCGGCACUCAUUGGCAUCUCCUGCGCAUAUCGCACUGCAGCUUCGGAGGUGUUGCAGGUGAUCACAGGCAAAUUUCCCCUCGACAUCGAGCUGACAUACCAGGCUGCCAGACAGAACUCUAGGUCCCUCCCGGUCAUUGAUAGAUCGGCUUACAUUUCUGCUGCCUAUGAUCGCGCGGUUGUGACAUGGCAGACCCGCUGGGAUGCCUCAUUCAAAGGGAGAUGGACCCAUGAGUUCAUUCCGGACGUUCGCCUGAGGCUGGUAACCCCGCUCUG